UAUGGAGGGCUCCAUCAUCAAGCUGCCAGACUUCAUCCGCCUCAAGAAGAAGUAUGGAGCCUACCUGUACCUGGAUGAGGCCCACAGCGUCGGGGCCCUGGGGGAGACAGGCAGGGGGGUGACUGAGUACUGGGGGGUGGAUCCCAGGGACGUGGACAUCAUGAUGGGCACAUUCACCAAGAGCUUUGGGGCUGCAGGAGGCUACAUUGCAGGGUCAAAGCGGUUGAUCAACCACCUCCGAGCCUACUCUCACAGCACCACGUACGCCUGCUCCAUGUCAGCUCCUGUGGCACAACAGGUCAUCUCUUCCAUGAAGAUCAUUAUGGGUGAGGAUGGUACAAACAGGGGUAAGUUUCUCCAUCUUACCGUAUUGUGUUGUAAAGAAAAGGUGACUUCUACUGUUUAG
Molecule: messenger RNA, 406 nt
Organism: Branchiostoma floridae (Florida lancelet)
Lineage: Eukaryota; Metazoa; Chordata; Leptocardii; Amphioxiformes; Branchiostomatidae
Product: serine palmitoyltransferase 2-like
Exons: 2
Coding region: 2-406 (134 amino acids)
Biological process (GO): sphingosine biosynthetic process; ceramide biosynthetic process
Cellular component (GO): serine palmitoyltransferase complex
Molecular function (GO): serine C-palmitoyltransferase activity; pyridoxal phosphate binding
Source: RefSeq, a predicted model, not a curated record